GUCGACGAUGCCUACGACGUUGUGUUCCGCCAAAGCAUCCUACAAAAAACAACCCGGUACUCUCGAACUAACAGAUUCACUUUUAAUAUGGACACAAGAAGGCAAGAAAACACCAGCAGUCCGUGUUCAGCACCCAGAAGCAUCUUCUCUGUUCUGCAGCAAAGAAGGCGCUGCUCAAGUCCGCCUCAAACUUGGACUUGUAAACGAUGAAGCAGGACAUAAUUUUACUUUCACUUCGCCUUCAGCAGUCGCGUACGCCGAGCGGGAAGCAUUCAAGCAAGAGCUCACAAACAUCAUCUCUCGAAACCGGAGCGCUGCACCGACACCUUUACCAAAACCGACACCACUCAGCACACCUGCAAAGACACCUGCACCAAUCCCAUCCACAUCCCGUGCCACCUCCGUCUCGAGUGACACUCGCACUCCAAUCCUCUCCGGUAUAGAUGCAGCAACUGACUUUCGCCUCAGAAAAAAAGUCCUCCUUUCGAAUCCUGAACUUUUGGUGCUACAUAAAGAGCUUGUUAUGAGUGGUCAAAUCACUGAGUCUGAGUUUUGGGAUGGCAGAGAGCACCUCUUGCUUGCAGAAGCUGCUGCAGAGGGCCAGAAACGCGGGCGUCCAGGCCAGCUCGUCGACCCUAGACCACAGACCGUAGAAGGUGGCGAGGUCAAGAUUGUUAUCACCCCACAGCUAGUUCACGACAUAUUCGACGAGUUCCCCGUCGUUGCAAAAGCAUACAAUGACAACGUUCCUAACAAGCUCUCAGAAGCCGAGUUCUGGAAGAGAUAUUUCCAGUCAAAGCUCUUCAACGCCCACCGUGCUUCUAUCCGUUCCUCGGCUACGCAGCACGUCGUAAAAGACGACCCCAUAUUCGACAAAUACCUAGAGAAAGACGACGAUGAGCUAGAGCCCCGAAGAGCACGAAACGAAGUCUCGGACCUCUACAUCAAUAUAGGAGCGACACUUGAGGACCAUGUAGAGACAGGAAACGAAAAGGACGUGACGAUGCAAGCCGGAAGACAACGCGGGGCCCUCCCUCUCAUCCGAAAAUUCAAUGAGCAUUCUGAACGAUUACUCAAUUCCGCUUUAGGCGAAGUACCACCCGCCAAACGCCGACGCAUUGAUAGUGGUAACGAUGAGGACGACGACGCAUACGCCCAGAUCACGCUCGAUGAUCUAAGGGACUCAGAAGCUAUGAGUGGAAUCACGCUCCAGAUGCAAGACCGCGAGCGGUAUUUCGAGGGACAGCUUGCUCGAAGUGCUUCAGAGCAGGCAGGUAGUGAGGUCGUUGACGUCCGCGCCGCUUUUACAGAAUUGAAACAUGGCUUUAGGGGUUGGGAGACGCGAUUCAGUCAGCUUCGAAUAGACAAAAGAGCAGGAGACGCAGCGCUUGACUCAAUGACUCAAAAUGUCUCUGCGCGAUUAGAUAUCCGCACUAGAAAAACUGAUUUCCCACCAACGCUCUUCCGCCAACUCACGACAUGCCAAACGGCUGCAAACGAGUUCCUGAGGCAAUUUUGGACUUCUCUCUAUCCUCCCCCAACGACUACUUCAUCAGGCGCCACGCCCUCUCAAAGCGUAGCUAAAGCAGCUAAGAUGGCGGGUUAUCUCAGUAAGACGCGCGAGAAAGUCGAGGCGCUCGUGCGGGCGGGCCAAUUAGAGGGUGUAGAGCCUGAGAGAGUAGAGGUGGCUAUGAAACCCCUCUUGGACGCUGUCGAUCACGCGCUUGCGUUUUAUAGGGCGCGGAGUACAAAGACUUCGACGUUUAAAACUGCGUAGUGCGAUUCAGG
This is a messenger RNA of Suillus fuscotomentosus, 1788 nucleotides long. RefSeq lists its product as uncharacterized. Gene Ontology annotation, biological process: nucleotide-excision repair; transcription by RNA polymerase II; transcription by RNA polymerase I. The transcript is spliced from 11 exons. Gene Ontology annotation, cellular component: transcription factor TFIIH holo complex; transcription factor TFIIH core complex. Bases 8 to 1777 code for a protein of 589 amino acids. The record is from RefSeq and is a predicted model, not a curated record. NCBI's taxonomy places the organism in Eukaryota, Fungi, Basidiomycota, Agaricomycetes, Boletales, Suillaceae.